This is a messenger RNA of Vigna angularis (adzuki bean), 1665 nucleotides long. RefSeq names its product membrane protein of ER body 2. Bases 97 to 1452 code for a protein of 451 amino acids. The record is from RefSeq and is a predicted model, not a curated record. The transcript has 6 exons. NCBI's taxonomy places the organism in Eukaryota, Viridiplantae, Streptophyta, Magnoliopsida, Fabales, Fabaceae.
UGAGAAAAUGCGUGGUGAAAAUGGCAUUAUAAAUGAAGUUGAAAGUAUGCAUUUAGACGCACAAGCAUUUCCAUUUUCUUCAACCUUGCCACAAAAAUGGAUGCUGAAACGUUGGUAGUAGCACAAACCAACAGAGAAGUUGUUCUUCCUUUUAUAUCCAAAACAGUGAUCCCAGAAAGAGGGAAUGAAGCUGAAGACGGAAAACAUGAAGUUGAGGAAUCUGCUAAGCUAUAUUUGAACCCUUCUAAUUCUUCUAUUUACAUGAAAAAUGGACCAGCAAUUGGCAUAGCCAUGUCUCCUACAGAAGAAGUUCGUGAAAUAUAUUUGAAAAACAUGUUCGUGAUGCCACCAAACCAUGAAUUCUACUGCCCCAGUUGUGAAGUUUGCAUCAGCAAGGUCUUGCUUUGCACUACACAACCAGCUAUAGCUCCUUCAGUCACAUAUCCUUCAGCUACAGUUCCUCCAGUACAGGUUCCUCCUCCUACAGUUCCUCCGGUUACACCUACUGUUCCUCCAGUUGGAGUGCCAGUUACAGUUCCUCCAGUUACGCCUACUGUUCCUCCAGUUGGAGUGCCAGUUACAGUUCCUACAAUUCCUCCAAGUACAGUGUCUCAUGAAGAUGAAAGCGACGUUGAAUGUCUGGUACGAUGCUCAGAAUGUUUCACGUUACUCAUUCAGAAAGGCAAAGAUUUCUUCACUGGGUUGGUAUCACGAGCUCCUGGAGACAGAACCUCUGGAGAUAUAGCAAUUAAUGUAAGAGAUCCAUCUAAUACAGUUCCACAAGCUAUCAUCACAGAAGGGAGUAAUAAGGGUUGGGAAAUUCUUAAAAGCAUAGUCUAUGGUGGUUUGGCUGAAUUAUUAGCAAGCCUCAGUGUUGUAACAUCUGCAGCAAGUGCUGAUGCUGCCACAGUGAGUGUUGUUGCUCUGGGUAUUGCAAAUCUGAUUGGUGGACUUACAGUGUUGACUCAUAAUCUAAGGGACUUGAAAGCUUCAAAACCAAGAGAAGAGGGAAGUGAAACAAAUGAAGCAGAAGUUGAUAAGUAUUAUGAACAACUGGGAAGGAGGGAGAAUUUCUAUCUGCAUGCAUUUUUUGCCAUCUUAUCAUUCCUUAUAUUUGGGUUAGUGCCCCCAAUAGUGUAUGGCUUCUCAUUUGGUGAGAGUGAUGACAAGGAUCUGAAGCUUGCAGCAGUUGCAGGAGCUUCUCUGAUUUGCAUCACAUUCCUUGCCAUUGCCAAAGCUCAUACCCAAAGAACCAAUAACACUUUCAUGACAUACUUCAAAACUGUGACAUUUUAUGUUACUUCUGGAGUAUUGGCUUCACUACUUACUUAUGUGGCUGGAGCCCAGAUCAAGAAACUGGUAGAGCAGCUUGGAUGGUUUCAACCAAAACCAAACUUUGCUUUGCCUCUUCCUCACAUCACUGUUGAGAAUUCUGGAUGGGGUUCAUACUGAAAAGUUUUCAUGCAUUUUUUUGGUAAAAGAAGAGAUGAUAGUGUUUUCAUACUAUCAUGGGAAGUAAUUUGUACUGUUGGACAGUGUAUGCAAUUUCAACCUUUCAAGCUUUCAUCAUUGAAUACUGAUGCUAGUCAAGUUUAUAAAUAGGUGCUUGUUCUUCUUUGUUUUUCUAAUAUUUGGAUCGUUUUGAGGGCAUUUUUCACUGUUUAA